Molecule: messenger RNA, 1045 nt
Organism: Chara braunii
Lineage: Eukaryota; Viridiplantae; Streptophyta; Charophyceae; Charales; Characeae
Source: the annotation of a GenBank genome assembly
UUUGUAAGUCCUUAGAUUGAGUCAGUAGGUCUUGUCAGUCAGGGGGUAGAGUCUAAGUGGUGAGGAGUGGAACCGUUUCUUGGUUGUACACCUACCACCAUGGUUGACACCCGUGGAGGGAAGAGCACUACCCCUUACACCCAGGCCCAAGAGGAGCGUGCCGCCGCCAUUCUAAAAGAGAAAGGAGAUGAAGGAGAAGAAGUUCCUCAAACAAGCAAAGUUAAAGGCGAUAGCGGAGGAGCGGGCGGCAAAGAAGAAGAAGUUGGAGGAAGACAUGAGGAGAUUAGAGCAGGAGGAGGAAGAGAAGAGAAGGGCUGCUGAAGAAGAAGCAGCAGCAGAGGAGGAAGAAGUAGAAGACGUACCCCUCAACAGGAGACACAGGGAAGAACGAGGGGAAAGCAGUGGCACGAAGGGAGAGGAUGCGUGGAUGGAGAAAAAGAUUAGCGAGUGGGUAGCUAAUUUAUCCCUGGGAGAGGAUGAGAAGGCACUGUUGUACGUGCCUCAGGAGGAGAGAGAAGCAUACGCUAGGGAGUUGGAAGCGAUGGAGGACCCCCUGGACCGCCAGACAACAGAAGAUGAAAAGAGAUUGGAGUGGAAGUUGCGGCUGAACAGGGAGAAGAAGAGGAGGGAGGAAGCCAACCGGGUGGCUAAAGAGGUGGAAAAAUUCCAGGCAUGCAGACAAGAGGUGCAUUCACAAGCAGAGACCCCCGCAAAAUUAGACAAGAUUUUGGGGUACCUUGAGGUUCUGAGCGAGGCCUGGCUUGAGGAGCAUCAGGCCAACAAGGGUCAGGAUGUGACCCUUCAUGCCAUCUGGUCAGGUUUCAGAGAGUUUGCGCGUGACGUGGUGACCCACGUCAGGACCGAAGUAAAGAGAUUGAAGGAAAGUGCAGAGAAGUUCUGCGCCGGCGCCGUUGAGGGCGCCAAAGUAGUGGCCACAGCAGAGGCCGCGUCACUUGGCCAGGAAUGAAAGUUGACUGCAUAGAGUAUGUCCGCAGUUGCAAAGUAUGCCAGAGAAACAAGAGUACUACGCGUGCCCCUCUAAGUC